AAACGAAUUCGUCCAAUUUUCCCGAUAUCAAUAGUUCAGAAAUGGAAUGCGGCUCUGCGGCCUCAGCCUAGUGUUGUUCAGGGAAGAAAAAAAAAAAAAAAAAAAACCCUAACCUCGCGCGAGGAAGAAAAGUAGAAAACCCUAGAGUUCACAGUGAGUGAGAGCAUGAAAUCCAAAGGAAAAGACCGACUAAGCUCACUUCCUGACUCUAUUCUCACAGAAAUUCUCUCCCUCCUCCCAAUCAAUUCUGCUGCUGCGACUUCCGUCUUAUCUCACCGAUGGCGCCACCUCUGGACCGGUGUCACCCGCCUCAAAUUCAAGUUCGAGUCGGAAGACCGGGAAUUCUCUACCGUUACCGACCACAUCAUGGGGAAACUCACCUCUCCAAAACUCACCGUCUUUGAUGUGUAUGUGUAUGUGGAUGGAGAUGUGGCAGAAUCGACGUUUCAUGAAAUUUGUCGCCGGAAUGUCGAAGAAAUUAGGGGUAGCAGAUGAUCAAUGAGUCAUCAAAUUACUAAGCUCGCUCGUAAUAGUAGUUGAGAAGCAGUUGGUGAAUGGCUCCUCGAUGAAUUGAUGAUAGCUUUCUGUAGAAAGCCUAGUUUAUGUUGACGUUGUGGACGACUCUGAAAGUGCAGAACUGUGUCUGAGUUGUUCCACUUUUCUGUCAGCUAAUUAACUCAAGUCAAAGAUCUGGUUCUUGCCGAAUUUGAAGCAUUGGAGAUGAUAACAACAUGUCAACAACGUUGGCUAAAGAUGCAAAACCAUCACAUAAUAGAGCCACAACCAAAGUGGAGAUAUUUCACUACUACUACUCCGUAAUAUUUACUAAAUAUGAUAACUUUUUUCCCAUCUGAAACAUUUAUCACCUUCAGUAUAGAGAAAGGACAUGAAAGUGUAGGAAGAGUUACAAAAUCCUGUUACCCUGAUAUGAGAUCUUCGGUAUCUCGGAUGGGAUAAUGGGAAAAAAUGAGACAGAGGGGCGUCUUGUAACAUAAAAUUAAAGACUUUCACUACUCCAUAAUAAUGUUUUUCUACCCACUAGCUACUCUGUAAAAUAAUGCAUUAGAAGUCCCCCUUGUGAAAAUUGUGAAGCGUGUUCUAGUCCUUCUCUUUUUCUUCAUUUUAAACUACUCGUAUAAUGGAGUUUUAAAUAUAGUA
Molecule: messenger RNA, 1158 nt
Organism: Spinacia oleracea (spinach)
Lineage: Eukaryota; Viridiplantae; Streptophyta; Magnoliopsida; Caryophyllales; Amaranthaceae
Product: F-box/LRR-repeat protein At3g26922
Exons: 2
Coding region: 166-495 (109 amino acids)
Molecular function (GO): protein binding
Source: RefSeq, a predicted model, not a curated record